ACAGACAGACAGACAGACAGGUCUAACUCUUGGCCUUCAUCAUCAUCAUCACCACCACCAUCAUCAUCCUCAGAGGAAGACGGACAGGGAGCCCCCUGACCCUCGCCACGCCGGGUCACCAUGGCAACGGUCAUCUGCACUCGUUUCACCGAAGAGUAUCAGCUGUAUGAAGAGCUGGGCAAGGGAGCGUUUUCAGUGGUGCGGCGCUGUGUGAAGGUGCUGUCGGGUCAGGAGUACGCAGCCAAGAUCAUCAACACCAAGAAACUUUCUGCCAGAGAUCAUCAGAAGUUGGACCGGGAAGCUCGAAUUUGUCGUUUACUGAAGCACCCAAACAUCGUUCGGCUACACGACAGCAUCUCAGAGGAGGCGCAUCAUUACCUCAUCUUUGACCUGGUGACAGGUGGAGAGUUAUUUGAAGAUAUCGUAGCCAGAGAAUAUUACAGUGAAGCUGAUGCCAGUCACUGUAUCCAGCAGAUUUUGGAGGCGGUGCUACAUUGUCAUCAGAUGGGCGUGGUCCACCGAGACCUGAAGCCAGAGAACCUGCUGCUGGCCUCAAAGUCAAAAGGAGCGGCGGUGAAACUGGCGGACUUCGGCCUCGCCAUCGAGGUGGAGGGAGACCAGCAGGCCUGGUUUGGGUUUGCGGGGACUCCUGGUUACCUGUCCCCAGAGGUCCUCAGGAAGGAUCCGUACGGCAAAGCGGUCGACCUCUGGGCCUGUGGUGUGAUUCUCUACAUCUUAUUGGUCGGUUAUCCUCCGUUCUGGGAUGAAGAUCAACAUCGUCUCUACCAGCAGAUCAAAGCAGGAGCUUAUGAUUCUGAACCUGAUGAACUCGACACAUCGACUAAACAAGCGAUCAGCAGUGCAGUCCCAGGGGUCAAAGGUCACCGUCUCCACAGUUCCUCAGCCUUGUCUCUGAUACGCAGAGAUCUCUCCAGGUUCUCUGAAUCUUGUGAUGAUUUUGGAGACACAUCGUCUCCACCGGCGUCAUCACAAAAUCCCAUCUUGGUCAGUGACGAGGUCCUGGUGGUCACUGAGGAGGUUCUGGAGCUCCGUCAGAUGGAUUCAGACGGAGUUCAGCAGGUUUUACAACCGGUGAGCUCAGAGCUGAGAGACUCAGACAGGAAGUCAGGCAGUGUUGAGACGAACUACAAUGUCCAGUUCUGGUCCUUUAAUGGGAAACAUACGGACCAGUGA
Plectropomus leopardus (leopard coralgrouper) is the source of this 1194-nucleotide messenger RNA. NCBI's taxonomy places the organism in Eukaryota, Metazoa, Chordata, Actinopteri, Perciformes, Serranidae. The record is from RefSeq and is a predicted model, not a curated record.